CACAAGAUGCCAUGCAUGCCGGCGGCAGUGUCUUAAAUCUGACGACCAGCCUUACAAGCGGCCGUCACUCCCUGGUUUCAAGGAUCACAAACGUCGCUGAAGCUUAUGUUGCUAAGUCUUACUACUCCUGAGAUAUACCCCUAACCGACUCAAACACCAAGCAUCCCCCACCCCACAGACCAUCACUGGCAUAGACAACCAACCCCUUGACCACCACUUGAUUACCCUCCCACAAUGAAAACCCUCACCACCACCAUUCUUCUUUUACUCAGCCUCCCCUUCUACUACCCCUUCUUCACCCAAGCAACCAUAAACUGGGAUGUCUUCGAGCACGGCGUCGUCCCCACUUUCCACUGGUCCCGCCCCUUCCCUGACGACGGCACCGACCCGAUGGGCUUUGACGUCCACUGCAAAGCCUCAGCCACCUUCCACGCACAGAUGUACAAGCUCAAAGACCUGCCCGAGACGCCCCCGCUGGGCCUAGCUCCCUGGCAGACGGCGAUCGAGGAAUUUUUGGCGCGGCGCGAGUAUGUCGGUAGCUGGGACGGGGUGGAUCAUAAAGGGUUGGACAGGGAGGUAGUGGUUAUGGAGUGGGUUGAUGUGCCGGUGGCGGUGAGGGGGUGGAUUGAGGAACAGCAAAGGGAUGGGGCGGUGACGAAUGAGGGGAAGUGGUUAUUUGGGGUGUUUGGGAAGCCGAAGCGGGAGGGGGAGAAGGUGGAUGGGACGGUGCCGCCGCCGCCGCCGCCAUUGGGAACGGCGAUGACGGCGACAGCGCAGGAUGUCUCCAUGUCGGCGGGUCUAGAAGAUGGAACGCAAAAGACAGAAGAGGACGUCGUUCCCGAGGUAAAGGAUGAGGAUAGGAUUGUGGUGUUUCCGGCUGGGGCCAUGUAUGAGAUCCUGCCGCUUUGGGUGUCGAAGGGCAGUGGUUGCGAGCGGGAUUUCAACAACCUGGCCAAGUACAAACCCCGAGCCAUCGACCACGCAACCAUUGCGUGGCCCGUGGACCACACUAAGCCGCACCGCGACCUGGGCAAGCGAGACAUCACAUUCAAGAUCACGGCCAUGGCCGUGACGGAGACGGACGACGCCAAGCGGGCGAGGUUGUUGUGGGAGAGGAUGCAUCGCACCAUCAAGAGGAACGAGCGGAGGCAGAAGCGCGAGGAACGGCAGAGGGCCAGAAUGGAAUUGGAGGAGGGGCGAGUGAGGGAUGAGCUGUAACUACAGCGGUAGAAGAUUUCGACUACAUCUAUCCCAGGAGUUUAUAUUUAUCCAAUAUACAAUG
Molecule: messenger RNA, 1282 nt
Organism: Parathielavia appendiculata
Lineage: Eukaryota; Fungi; Ascomycota; Sordariomycetes; Sordariales; Chaetomiaceae
Exons: 2
Coding region: 235-1218 (327 amino acids)
Source: RefSeq, a predicted model, not a curated record